This is a messenger RNA of Mollisia scopiformis, 1241 nucleotides long. Its product is annotated as glycoside hydrolase family 5 protein. Gene Ontology annotation, molecular function: hydrolase activity, hydrolyzing O-glycosyl compounds. The transcript is spliced from 6 exons. Bases 1 to 1146 code for a protein of 381 amino acids. Gene Ontology annotation, biological process: glucan catabolic process. The record is from RefSeq and is a predicted model, not a curated record. Lineage: Eukaryota; Fungi; Ascomycota; Leotiomycetes; Helotiales; Mollisiaceae.
AUGUUGCUAUUCACAUUAUCUCUUUUAAUCACUGCAGCUUAUGCUGUUUCUCCUCUGGCAGGAGUUAACAUCGCUGGCUUCGAUUUCGGGGUUGACAUCACAGGCACAGCCAAUCUUGCCAGUGCCGACCCUCCUUUGACUGCACUUGGUGGUAGUGAUGGCGCAGCUCAGAUGUCACAUUUUGCGAAGCAGGAUAGCUUGAAUCUGUUCAGACUACCUGUUAGCUGGCAAUUUUUAAUCAACAGUCAGUCGUUGACUGGAAGUGCAAACAAUGGAACGAUGACGAAUGGGACAAUGGGGAACGCCACUCAUACAAACAGCGCUGCCGGAGCUUUGGAUGCUACGAACUCGAAUAACUACGAUCAACUGGUCCAAGCAUGUCUGGCUACCGGUGCUCACUGCAUCAUCGAUGUCCAUAAUUAUGCACGAUUCAACAAUGAGAUCAUUGGGCAGGGCGGUCCAUCGAAUGAGGAGUUUGCGAACCUUUGGAGCCAGAUUGCAGCGAAGUACAAGAAUGAGACCAAUAUUGUCUUUGGGAUCAUGAACGAGCCACACAACAUCCCAGACAUGAAAAUCUGGGCAGCUACAGUCCAAGCUGCCGUGACUGCCAUUCGAACAGCAGGUGCAACCACGCAAAUGAUUCUUCUUCCUGGGAAUGACUUCACUGGAGCGCAAACUUUCGUUAGCAAUGGCUCGGCGGGCAAUCUCAGCAACGUCCACAACCUAGAUGGGUCGAACACAAGCUUAAUCUUCGAUGUUCAUAAGUAUUUGGAUGCGGAUGGAAGUGGACAGGCCCUCGACUGCUCGUCGAACCAUAUCACAGAUACGUUCAUGCCUCUGGCAAUGUUCUUGGUCGCCAAUAAGCGUCAAGCUAUCUUGAGCGAGACAGGCGGUGGAAACUCUGCUUCUUGCCUGACUGAUCUUUGCAACACUUUGACCUUCAUCAACGCCAACACUGAUGCGUACAUGGGAUACGUUGGAUGGGCGGCAGGAGGAUUCUCUCCAACGAACUACAAUUUGACCAUGACUCCAAUUGGAUCUGCAGGCAACUUCACUGAUCAACCAAUUGUCAAGCAGUGUCUCGUUGGAACGAGAAUGGGUGGUGGUAUUGCCAGCAAGAAGAGAAUGGUCCGGAAGACUCUGUGAUUUUGAUGGGGAAAGGGGGUGCUUAUGAGUGUACUGUAUAAUAUUUUGUGAUGUCCUUGAAUAUAUGGUGUUGCUCACCUAAGAGCUUCUUUGCG